CGUCACAUAUAGAGGGCGGUGGCAAUAGAGAAUUAUUUUUUUCAUGAACGCCCAGGCGCGAAUUGUAGCGCGGGAAAAGUUUUAGAGGCUUAGCCGCUUUGUAUUUACAGUCUGAAGGGACUGUUCUGGGAGCGUGGAAGCAGAAAGUAAAAGUUUAUCAUUUUGUAGCGCAUGUUCAUUUUGGAAACGCAGUGUAUAGUGGUUCAUAUUUAAUCAACCAUAUUUUGCUUUAAACUAUUAAAAAAAAGGUUAUUCUGGAUUCAUACAGAAAGGUGAACUGGAAGAAUAUUUACAUUAUACAGUAGUAAGUUUAAUGUAGCUUUUAUAUUAAAUAAAGUGUAUAUCGGAUAUACUUUGAGAAUUAUACCUUUUAGGUUAUUUUUUAAAAAUCUUUUUCCUAAAAUAAUGGCUGACAGCAAACAGCCCCAGAUGAUUUUUUGCAACGAUUCUCCAAAAAGAGUGUUGGUGUCUGUCAUUAAAACUACUCCGAUUAAACCGAAGAAGAUUGAGACCCUCAUGCCGACGAGCCCAGGAUUCAGCGACUUCAUGGUCUAUCCGUGGAGAUGGGGAGAAAACGCCCAUAAUGUUACUCUGAGCCCAGGACCUGUUAACGGAGCUGCAUCUCCUACAGGGAGCAAGACUGGAGGCGAGGGGGACCCCGCUGUCAACCCAGACUACUUAAAGGAUGGGAUUCGACGUGGGCGCCCGAGGGCUGAGACUGUUCGAGAGCUGAUAAAUGAAGGAGAGAGCUCUUCCAGCCACAUCCGCUGUAACAUCUGCAACAGGGUGUUUCCCAGGGAGAAAUCCCUGCAGGCCCACAAGAGAACGCACACAGGUGAAAGACCUUACCUGUGUGACUACCCGGACUGUGGCAAGGCCUUCGUUCAGAGCGGACAGCUGAAAACUCACCAGCGGCUGCACACUGGGGAGAAGCCUUUCGUUUGCUCAGAAAACGGUUGUGGAAACAGAUUUACACAUGCAAACCGUCACUGCCCAAAGCAUCCCUAUGCCAGGCUGAAGAGAGAGGAACCGGCUGGAGGGCAGGGUAAAUCUCAGGCUGCUGACAACAAGGCAGUUGCUGAGUGGCUUGCAAAGUACUGGCAGACCAGAGAACAGCGCACUCCCAACCCUAAGGGAAAGGGGCUACAGAAGGCAGAUCAAGAGCAACAGGACCCACUGGCGUUCCUGCAGUCAGAGGAGGAUGAGGAGGAAAUGGAGGCGGUGGAGGAGAAGAGUGGGGCAGCACGCCGCCGCCUGCAAGAGCAGCGGGAGCGACUGCAUGGGGCGCUGGCUCUCAUCGAGCUCGCUAACCUGUCUUCCUCCCAACUCCGCCCCUAAACGGCACUGCCCAGGGCAGCAAUCUUCACCUGUGCCCCACUGCGAUCCCUAAGCCAAUAGCUCGUGGGGGGGCAGAAGCUAAAGCACCUUAUUUUGCUUACAUUAGGCUGCUAUUAUGUAGAAUAUUAUGAUAUGAAGAAUGUUGUGGUCUCCUGCACUUAAAUAAGGUGGAGAUGACGUAUGUUUUUUUUUUUGUUUUUGGUUUGUUUUGCACUUUUGGUAAAGAAUGAUGUAAAGUACGAGUUUAUUGUAAAUAUAUGGGUUUAACUAUGAUGGACUGCGCAAUGCAGGGAGCAUACUGGAAAAUACAGUAUGGAGGCCUAGCCAUGGCUUUUGCAAGCCUAAUGCAAAUCACCUACAGCAAUUCAUAAAUCAAGCACAAAUUAAGGAAAUGUCUUUUACAUUAAAAGACAAUAACCUAGAAUAAUUCCAUUGUGAAUCCCAUGUUUGUUUCACUUCUGAGAUUGAUCCUGCCCUCUACCCAGACUACACCCAGACUUCCAUCUGGAUGUGACCUGAGGUAGAAAUAAAAAGAAAAGUGAAUUGCCUCUCUAGCUUUUAACCUCUAAGCCACAAAGCCUAAACACGUAAAAGCACUUCCUGUUGAUCCAGACAGCACAUUUUUAACCUUAUUUAUUAUUAAUUUUCUGCUGUGUGAUCACAGAGUGCUUAAAUAAAAUACAAAUAAGAAGAGUGAAGGUUAAGGGUAAUGUAAUUUACUUUUUGUUUUUUUAUAAAAAAAUAAAUAAAAAAAAAACAUGUUUUACUGAAAUUUGGAUGUUGCCCAAGAUUCAGAUUCAUGCCUUAUUAUUCCUUAAAGUCCUGUUGCCCAAGGGUCAGGCAAGAAAUAAACAUUCUUUUAUUUUUUAUAAA
Messenger RNA from Acipenser ruthenus (sterlet), 2211 nucleotides. Its product is annotated as zinc finger protein 367-like. The transcript is spliced from 5 exons. Gene Ontology annotation, molecular function: ionotropic glutamate receptor binding. Gene Ontology annotation, cellular component: cell-cell junction. Gene Ontology annotation, biological process: homophilic cell-cell adhesion. Lineage: Eukaryota; Metazoa; Chordata; Actinopteri; Acipenseriformes; Acipenseridae. Bases 406 to 1338 code for a protein of 310 amino acids. The record is from RefSeq and is a predicted model, not a curated record.